UAUCAACUUAGCAUUGGUAUUAUAUAUUAUAGCAAAUAGUUGACUCCCACCAGCCAUCAGUCGUCAGAUUGAGACCUGCUGACCACUGGUUAAUCAUCAGUCACCAGCAAUCAGCCCACAAAAUUAUAACGUAAAUAAAUUUAUACCUGAGGAGUGAUAAAAAGUAGCCUGAGACGCAUUGCGAUGAGUGCUAUCCAGAAACCGGAGGUGAUUUUCGUGCUCGGUGGCCCCGGAGCAGGAAAAGGUACCUCUUGCAAGGACAUUGUCAAAAAGACCGGCUAUGUUCAUCUAUCAGCUGGGGACCUGCUCAGGGAAGAGCAGAACAAACCCGGCUCCGAGUUUGGUGAACUUAUCAAGGGUCAUAUUGUCGCUGGAACCAUUGUACCCGUUGAAAUAACCUGCAGCUUGCUGGAUCGGGAAAUGCAGAACUCGCCGAGCCCACACAAGCGGUUUCUUAUUGAUGGGUUUCCUCGCAAUCAGGAUAACCUCGAAGGCUGGACUAGGAACAUGACUGAUAAGGCGAUCGUAAAGGCAGUAUUGUACCUCGAAUGCAGCCAAGAAGUCUGUACACAGCGUUGCAUAAACAGAGGAUUAAAAGGAAGCGGAAGGAGUGACGACAAUGCUGAAUCUCUGGUGAAGCGACACCAAACCUUCAUCAAGGACACCAUGCCGAUAAUAAAAUACUAUGAAGAACGCGGGUUGCUCUUCAAGUUCAACUCUAUGAAACCUCCCAACGUUGUUAUGGAAGAAAUUUACGAAAAGUUCAAGGAAAUUGGUUGGGCUACAGAUUAGAUUUUUAAUUCUAAAGAA
Messenger RNA from Cotesia glomerata, 810 nucleotides. It is a transcript of the gene Dak1, whose product is annotated as UMP-CMP kinase. The transcript has 3 exons. Gene Ontology annotation, biological process: UDP biosynthetic process; 'de novo' pyrimidine nucleobase biosynthetic process; CDP biosynthetic process. Bases 184 to 792 code for a protein of 202 amino acids. Gene Ontology annotation, molecular function: ATP binding; UMP kinase activity. NCBI's taxonomy places the organism in Eukaryota, Metazoa, Arthropoda, Insecta, Hymenoptera, Braconidae. Gene Ontology annotation, cellular component: nucleus; cytoplasm. The record is from RefSeq and is a predicted model, not a curated record.